This is a messenger RNA of Amaranthus tricolor (Joseph's coat), 1503 nucleotides long. Its product is annotated as ranBP2-type zinc finger protein At1g67325-like. The transcript has 10 exons. Bases 192 to 1043 code for a protein of 283 amino acids. The record is from RefSeq and is a predicted model, not a curated record. Lineage: Eukaryota; Viridiplantae; Streptophyta; Magnoliopsida; Caryophyllales; Amaranthaceae.
UGUCAGCCCGAGCCCAGUGCGUCCAAAAAACAGGUUUUCUCGAGGAAUAUAUUUUCUUUCAAUUUUCCAGUUAUCCCUUAUUAUUUACCCAUUCUAAUUUGUAAUCGAAUUGUAGAACCCUAAUUUCUAUAUCUUCGUCAAUCCACCUUUCUUCAUCUGUCUCUUCGAUCUCUUUUAUUCUAACAAUCUACAUGUCUCAGGUGGAUAACAGAAAUCCUUCCAACGCCAAGCGUGCUAGGACAGACGGUGGCCGCAGGGAAGAUGAUUGGAUUUGCCCUGGAUGUGGCAAUGUCAAUUUUUCGUUUAGAACAACCUGCAAUAUGCGCAGCUGUACCCAGGCCAGGCCAGCUGAUCACAAUGCGAAACCUGCUUUAAGGCCAAUGCAACACCCACAACCCUACUCUUAUAAUCCUCCAUAUGGAGGAUCAGGACCGCCACCUUCUUCAAUGUAUUUGGGAGGGCCACCAUACGGUUCUUCUGUAUAUAAUGGAUCAUCAAUGCCGCCUUAUGAUGUUCCAUAUUCUGGGGGGUCCCCGCACCACUACAACUAUGGGAACAGAGGCAGCCCCUAUCGACCAAUGCCUAUGUCCGGACCACCACCAUAUUCUGGUGGAUCAAUGAUGGGUAAUGGUGGAAUGUAUGGUAUACCUCCACCAAUGAUGGAUCGUUACGGCAUGACCAUGCCCCCUAUGGCUCCCCCUUCGAUGGGCCCAAGGCCAGGAUUUUUCCCUGAUGACAAGUCCCAGAAAAAAGAUAUGAAGCAUGACAAUGACUGGAGAUGUCCUAAAUGUGGAAAUGUGAAUUUCUCUUUUAGAACAGUUUGCAAUAUGAGGAAGUGCGGCACCCCAAAGCCUGGUUCCCAGGUUCCAAAACAGGAGAAAAAUUCAAACCAAAAGAUGCCUGAUGGCAGCUGGAAGUGUGAACAAUGUGGCAAUAUAAACUACCCAUUUAGGAUUAAGUGCAAUAGGCAGAACUGUGGUGCUGAUAAGCCUGCUGAAGAAAAGGAAUGCCCUUCUCCAGCUGAAGAUGGAAAUGAGCAGUGAGUUCUAGGACAUUAUGAUUGUUGGGAAGGUCCAGAGUUGUCGUCCAGCAUGCUCAAUAUCGGUGUCUGGUCAGUCAUGUCAUCUUCAUAUUGCAGCGGUCUCUACCUUCUCAUGAUUUGUGUCGAGUUUUGUAUUAUUUGUUGUGAUGUCCUUGUGGAUCCUUUCUAUAAUGUCCAGCUAAGUCUGGGAAACUUUUACCUGAGGCAUUUGUUCCGAAAAUUAGGGUAUUGUUACUAUGAGAUGAAAUUAUUCGACCUAGAGGUUAUUUCAACAUCUAAUUGUGUUUUUUCUAUAUUAUUGGGAGAUCAGCAACUAAAGUCUGUACUAUUAGUUAUUUUGUAGUUUAAAUCGUUAAUGCCGCUUAUGGCUCUUGUGUGUCUAGGGUUUUUUCAUUGGUUCAUCGUAUACUUAAAUAGAAGUGCUCCUGGUUUGUCGUAUGGAAAUCAUUCUUACCCAGUCA